Messenger RNA from Aspergillus niger, 4275 nucleotides. RefSeq lists its product as uncharacterized. Gene Ontology annotation, cellular component: TORC1 complex; cytoplasm. The coding region runs from base 1 to 4275 and encodes 1424 amino acids. Lineage: Eukaryota; Fungi; Ascomycota; Eurotiomycetes; Eurotiales; Aspergillaceae. Gene Ontology annotation, biological process: cellular response to starvation; regulation of autophagy; positive regulation of cell growth. The transcript is spliced from 6 exons. Gene Ontology annotation, molecular function: protein binding; protein-macromolecule adaptor activity. The record is from RefSeq and is a predicted model, not a curated record.
AUGGAGCCCACAAUCCAGCAGGCAUCGCAACCCGAACCUCGGAAGAGUCACCACAAGUCUGUUCGGGUUGCCUUUGGUCCGGAUCUAGAAACACACAUUCCCCCGCGUGACAGAUCACCCGCUCCAGUUCCAGGACAUCACCGAUCAUUCACUACCGUGGAGCACAAACAGCCUCCCGUUAUCACACCCGAACGACCGACUAGCUCAUCUGCAGGCGAGAACCCGGUGAUCAUCGAGAACAAUGGCCGACUGGCUUCGGAUCGAUCGUCGGAAUCUGGAAGACCGAUUGCGACCCUGAAGAGGGCCCGCAGCGACUAUGGGCCCAGAGUGGGGCUUGAUAAAGCCAUUGCUGCGGAUGAGGAAGAGGACAUUGCCAUGAGACACGGAUGGCAGGAGGAAUAUACCUCGAGCGAGUACCUGAAAGUCCUGCACUCGAAUUUCUACAUGUAUUUUACAGAGAAGCGCCAUGAGACGAACGGUAUCCCCAGGGAUCCGGUCGGAAGCUGGCCCAGUCAAGACUGGCGUAUGAAAGACCGCCUGAAAACCGUCUCUGCUGCGCUAGCCAUCUGCCUGAACAUCGGCGUCGACCCGCCCGAUGUGGUCAAGACGAACCCGACAGCUAAGUUGGAAUGCUGGGUCGAUCCCACGUCCACUACCGGCGGUGGUCACAAUAAGAUCAUGGAGCAGAUCGGAAAGAAACUACAGGAGCAAUAUGAGACACUUAGCUUAAGAACUAGGUACAAGCAAUAUCUUGACCCCUCUGUCGACGAGACGAAGAAGUUUUGCAUCUCUCUGCGCCGUAACGCCAAGGACGAGCGAGUGCUGUUUCAUUAUAACGGCCAUGGUGUUCCUCUCCCUACUCAGUCGGGUGAGAUUUGGGUCUUCAACAAGAAUUACACGCAGUACAUUCCGGUAUCCCUCUACGACUUGCAGUCCUGGCUUGCAGGACCUAGCCUGUUCGUCUUCGACGUGUCGCAUGCCGGGAAUAUCGUACAGAAUUUUCACACCUUCGUUGAGAAACAUGAGAAGGAGAACGCAGAGGCGAAGAAGCGGGAUCCAAAUGCCAUCGUUCAAAACUACGGGGACUGUAUCAUCCUCGCAGCGUGUCAGAAGACAGAGUCGCUCCCAACUAACCCCGAUCUCCCUGCGGAUAUUUUCACAUGUUGCUUGACUACGCCUAUCGAAAUUGCCCUGCGCUUCUUCAUCCUCCAGAAUCCCCUGCAGACGAAUAUCUCAAUUGACGAGUUUAGAGUGCCAGGCCGGUUACAGGACCGGAGGAGCCCAUUAGGAGAGCUGAACUGGAUCUUCACUGCGAUUACGGACACUAUCGCCUGGAACACCUUGCCACGGGCGCUGUUCAAGAAGCUUUUCCGUCAAGAUCUUAUGGUCGCUGCUUUGUUUAGAAACUUUCUGCUCGCCGAGCGUAUCAUGCGCACAUAUAAGUGUCAUCCCAUUUCAUCUCCUGAGCUUCCAGAAACCCACCAUCACCCGCUGUGGAAGAGCUGGGAUUUGGCAGUCGAGAUGGUCUUGUCGCAAUUACCGGCUCUGAUUGAUCACGAAGAGGGUCGCAGGCAAUAUGAGUAUCAGCAUUCAACAUUCUUUGCCGAGCAGCUUACGGCGUUCGAGGUUUACCUGUCGUCAGGUCCAACGGAAAAGAAUCCCCCAGAUCAGCUUCCGAUUGUGCUACAGGUCCUUCUCAGUCAAGCACAUAGACUCAGGGCGUUGAUAUUGCUUAGCAAAUUCCUGGACCUGGGACCUUGGGCUGUCCAUCUGGCUCUGAGCAUCGGGAUCUUUCCAUAUGUCGUAAAGCUCCUGCAGUCUGCAGCUCAAGAAUUGAAGCCAGUGAUGGUCUUUAUCUGGGCCAGGAUCAUGGCCGUCGAUCAUACAGUCCAGAACGAUCUGUUGAAAGACAACGGAAUCCAUUACUUUAUUUCCAUCCUCAACCCUUCCUCGCCGAUUCCGGUGGGCAAUGCUAGCGAACAUCGAGCGAUGUGUGCGUUCAUCGUCUCGAUAUUUUGCAAGAAUUAUCCUCAAGGCCAGAAUGUGUGCCUUUCUGCUGAGCUCUUUGACUCUUGCCUCAAGCACCUUAUGGAUGUGGAAAACCCCCUGUUGCGGCAAUGGUCGUGUCUCUGUAUUAGCAUGUUGUGGUCGGACUUUCCUGAAGCAAAGUGGAUGGGCAUCCGUUGCGCUGCUCCUGCAAGACUUUGCGAGCUUAAUUUCGAUCCGGUCCCAGAGGUCCGAGCUGCAAUGCUCCAUGCAGUAACGACGUUCUUGGGUAUUCCUGAUUUGACAGACCAGGUUGCCCAAAUUGAAGAGUCACUGGCUAUGACGGUGCUGCCUAUGGCAUCGGACGGCAGUGUCCUGGUGAGGAAAGAACUCCUGGUCUUUUUCUCAACGUUCGUGAGGCGCUAUCAGAACAAAUUCCUGGUUGCUGCCUACGAGGAAUUCCAGGACGAGAAGCAGAACCUCCAGCUGAAACUGGAACAAGAUGAUCCCACCCAUCGGUCACAGAUAUUGUCCCGGAACACGACUUUUGGUACAAUUUGGAAACAAUUACUUAUUCUUUCUGUUGAUCCUCAUCCCGACAUUGCUCAAGAUGCGGCCAUGGUCGUCGACUACAUUCACAUCUGUCUUCUUCAAUCCCCUAUGGCAGCGCUAACUAACAAGAUUCGCAAUGAGAUCUUGGAUCUCUCGAGUCGUGUAUCUCAGAAGUUCCAGGUCCGAGAAAGGCCAGAGUCCAAGAAGACUGCCCCACCGCCGACACCUCCUUCCGCAGCACCACCGAAACAAGAAGGCUAUCUGUCACUGAGCCUCAAACGAACGGCGAGUGUCGCUGCAUCGCUCAAGAACUUGGCAUUUGGCAAUUCAUCCGCCGCCGAGGCGCAGUCGCAGCAAACGUCAACGGCCCCGAAGAGUCGAGUGCCCAUGACACCGAGAGGACGAGCCCCUCCCGAAUGGACGCGGCCUCCAGAGGUUAACGACCAAGUCGCUCCCGCGACUGCAUAUCACCAGGCCCCAACCCCUACUUCACGAGGCUUUGAACCCAGAGAUCCCACGGCUGUUCCGACGAUCCCCUUGAUGAGCAGGUUCCUAGAUUGGUCCACAGAGUACUUCCGGGAACCCCAGAUGAAACCCAAUGAGCCCGACGAGCCCGGUAGUGCGGACUACAACGAACGCCUUUGGAGACGGAGUCGCAACGAGAAGAUCAUUUCGGAGACCCAGCCCCUGAAGGGAGUAGCCGGCAGCAGCCGAUGGGACAAUUCGUUGUCUCUCUUGUCUAACAGCAGUCAACCCUUGAAAAUGUGCUUCCACCAAUUUGAGGAUCAUCUCGCAGUGGCGGACGACAGGGAUACGAUUGCGAUAUGGGACUGGCAGAGCCACAAACGCCUCAACCGCUUUUCUAAUGGCAACCCAGCAGGCUCGAAGAUCAACGAAGUACGGUACAUCAACGAGGAUGAUCAAGCACUCUUGAUGACUGGUUCCUCCGAUGGCGUCUUGAAAGUGUUUAGGAACUAUGAGUCCUCCAAAAAGGUUGAGAUAGUUACGUCUUUUAGGGCUCUGCCGGAAUUAAUCCCCAGUAACCGGAAUGCGGGCCUGGUUCUCGACUGGCAGCAGGGUCAGGGAAAAGCGUUGGUCGCAGGAGACGUCAAGGUCAUUCGUGUAUGGAAUGCAGCUACCGAAGUGUGCACCAACGAUAUUCCCGCAAGGUCCGGUUCUUGUAUAACUUCUUUGACGUCGGAUCAAGUUGCAGGAAAUAUCUUCGUGGCUGGAUUUGGCGAUGGCGCUGUUCGAGUGUUUGAUCAGCGUCUCAAGCCGACAACCUCCAUGGUCAAGGUCUGGCGUGAGCACAAGCAAUGGAUUACCAACGUCCAUAUGCAACGCGGUGGAUUGAGAGAACUGGUGUCUGGUAGCCGAAAUGGCGAGAUUCGGCUAUGGGAUCUUCGAAUGGACACGCCCUUUUCAACGUUCUCAGCGACCAGGGACACGCUUCGCACAUUGAGCGUGCAUGAACACGCUCCUGUGUUCAUGGUGUACGUACAUCUUAAUCAAAUAUGGCUAAGCAUAUUGGCUGACUUUAUGAACAGGGGUACCAACCGACACGAAGUCAAGACGUUCAACGUCAAUGGUACAUAUCUAUCCACCUUCGAGCCCUACUCGAGCUUCCUCCACCACAACCGCUCGUCCCCGAUUGCUAGCACGGCUUUCCACCCUCACCGCACCCUGCUGGCGUGUGCUGCCCUCAACGACAACCACAUUAACCUCGUGAACUGCUAA